GGAGGCAAUUUGGGAGCUGCUGGGGGGCGUUGAGAAUUAGAUUGUUGAUAGCGUUCCUACAAAGGCUGCUAUUAACAGCCUGCUCGUCUCUGCUUCUCUACUGCAGAAGACAGAGUGAUAUUUGUGUUCCCAUAUCAUGUUGUAAAAUGCAUGAGAUUUUGCUCUUCCUCCUUGGAAAUGAGAAUAGGAAAAUGAGAGCAUCCUGAAGCAGAAGCUAUUAGAAGAGCAUGCAGAAACCUGCAGCGAUUUCUGCUUUAUUUUGUCUUCCUAGCUAUGGAUUAGAAGGACUGAUUUUUGCAAUGGGCUUUUUCCAUAAUGGCAUUCUUGUAUUGUUUGGUCAGAGCUUGCACAGGAGGAAAACAGGCUGCUGAAUUUAGUCACUGAUCUCUAUUAGCCGUGGCCUAAGGCUAUGCUGAGAUUUAUAUCCCAUUUGUAUUGUUGCAGCUCAAAAGAAGAAUGUUCAGAGGAUGACAAGUGUAUUCUGAGUAGUACCGUGGUGACAACAUGCCAUUGAAAUGGAAAACGAGCUCUCCUGCUAUCUGGAAAUUCCCAGUUCCUGUGCUUAAAACAUCCAGGUCAUCGCCACUUUCUCCAGCAUACAUAUCCCUGGUGGAAGAGGAGGAUCCUCAUAUGAAAGUGUCUCUUGGCAGCAGCGAUAUGGGCGUCUCUGCCCACCUGCAGUCUUCGAAGACAGGAACCACCAGGUUUUUCACCAGCAAUACUCACAGUUCUGUGGUGUUACAGGGCUUUGACCAGCUGCGGGUGGAAGGUUUGCUCUGUGACGUGACGCUCGUUCCUGGAGAUGGUGAUGAGGUGUUCCCUGUGCACAGAGCAAUGAUGGCUUCUGCAAGUGAUUACUUCAAGGCCAUGUUCACAGGAGGAAUGAAGGAACAAGAUUUAAUGUGCAUUAAGCUUCAUGGUGUGAACAAAAUAGGCCUAAAGAAGAUCAUUGAUUUCAUCUAUACUGCAAAACUUUCCCUUAAUAUGGACAACCUUCAGGACACACUGGAAGCUGCCAGUUUUUUGCAGAUUUUACCUGUUUUGGACUUCUGUAAAGUAUUUCUUAUCUCUGGGGUUUCAUUGGAAAACUGUGUUGAGGUUGGGCGAAUUGCCAACACAUACAACCUCACAGAAGUGGAUAAAUAUGUUAAUAAUUUCAUCCUGAAGAACUUCCCUGCGUUAUUAAGUACUGGUGAAUUUGUGAAACUUCCCUUUGAACGUCUUGCCUUCGUGCUUUCAAGUAAUAGCCUUAAGCACUGCACUGAACUGGAGCUCUUCAAGGCGGCGUGUCGCUGGCUGCGCUUCGAGGAGCCUCGCAUGGAGUACGCCGCCAAGCUCAUGAAGAACAUCAGGUUUCCCCUGAUGACACCCCAGGAUCUUAUCAACUACGUUCAGACAGUGGACUUCAUGAGGACUGACAACACCUGCGUCAACUUGCUGCUGGAGGCCAGCAACUACCAGAUGAUGCCGUACAUGCAGCCGGUGAUGCAGUCGGAGCGGACGGCGAUCCGCUCGGACAGCACGCACCUGGUGACGCUGGGCGGGGUGCUGAGGCAGCAGCUGGUGGUCAGCAAGGAGCUGCGCAUGUACGACGAGAAGGCCCACGAGUGGAAGUCCCUGGCGCCCAUGGACGCGCCGCGCUACCAGCACGGCAUCGCCGUCAUCGGCAACUUCCUCUACGUGGUGGGCGGCCAGAGCAACUACGACACCAAGGGCAAGACGGCGGUGGACACGGUCUUCAGGUUUGAUCCGCGCUACAACAAGUGGAUGCAAGUGGCAUCUCUAAACGAGAAACGGACCUUCUUCCACCUAAGUGCCCUCAAAGGACAUUUGUAUGCAGUCGGAGGUCGGAAUGCGGCGGGCGAGCUAGCCACUGUGGAAUGUUACAACCCCAGAAUGAAUGAGUGGAGCUACGUGGCAAAAAUGAACGAGCCCCACUAUGGUCACGCUGGAACCGUCUAUGGGGGGUUAAUGUACAUUUCAGGGGGAAUCACCCACGAUACUUUCCAAAAGGAACUCAUGUGCUUUGACCCUGACACAGACAAAUGGACUCAGAAAGCUCCCAUGACGACAGUCAGAGGUCUGCAUUGCAUGUGUACUGUAGGAGACAAGCUGUAUGUUAUUGGUGGCAAUCACUUUAGAGGAACAAGUGAUUAUGAUGAUGUUCUAAGCUGUGAAUAUUACUCACCAACUCUAGACCAGUGGACUCCAAUUGCCGCCAUGUUACGUGGGCAAAGCGAUGUCGGGGUUGCUGUCUUUGAAAAUAAAAUCUAUGUUGUUGGAGGAUAUUCUUGGAAUAACCGGUGCAUGGUGGAAAUAGUUCAGAAGUAUGAUCCAGAAAAAGAUGAGUGGCAUAAAGUGUUUGACCUUCCAGAAUCCCUUGGUGGCAUUCGAGCCUGCACUCUGACAGUUUUCCCUCCGGAGGACAACACAGGGUCACCGUCCAGGGAGUCUCCUCUGUCAGCACCUUAGACCCGUCCCUUGGCUCACCAUUGUAGUAACACCUCUGCACUGCAUCAUGGGUCUGUCAUUUUUCUUCAGUAGUUUCUGUUAGGCUUAGCCUACAGCAUUUCAUACAAUUACUGGAAAAAAAAAAGGACUUUGACAUUAUUUGUGCUGUUUGUUUGGCCUAGAGUGUCUCUGAAGUGGUUGACGAAAAAAGAUGUACUCGCCCGAGCCAAAUGUUUAACAAAUGAGAGGGUAUUGUCUAUAAAAUGUAUGAACUAGGUAUGUUAUUAAUGUUGUAUGUUGGGUGUGAGGUACCUUGUAGCUUACAUUUGGGAGCCCAGUGAGUCAAAUUUGUAUUGAACAUGUCACUGAAUUUCAUGUUGAAAUCCUUUUUCCUUUAAUUUUUGACUGCAGAUCACAAGGGUAGGUAGACCACAUCAAUGUGAACUCUCUGAAGGUUGCCAAGGGGCCUGAGCUACCUCCCUCUUUACACAGAGUAUUUUUGACAUAUCUGUUUACCCACCUGACUUUGUGGGUGCUUUCAGAGCAUAUGAAGUUUCUUAGGCAGAGGGAAGAAAUAAAAUAAUUUUAAAAUAUUAGCACUGUACAGGAGCGGACCUUGUAGAGGCCGGAAGUUUUUUAUAACAUAUAUCGAGUGUUUUUCCUGAGUCAGUUGAAUGAUGCUUCAAACAAAAUAUCCUAAAUAUAUUUGUGUUUUUUAAUUUGUUUUUUUUUAGGAAUUGGCUUCCUCUUGCAUGGGAGCACACACUAUUAGCAAAUGGGAAUUCAGUGCAGUUGUGUAUUCUUUGCUAUGGCUGUACUGAAUAUGGGUAGUUAAGGGCUAGAAUCAGUAACUUAAGCCACUGAAUUUGACCAAAUGGUUCCAUCAGAUCAAAUUUAAUCUACCUUUUCUCCUUUGCUGUUGAGAUAACUUGCAUAAUGUGUCCUCUGUAUAGUCUCAGUUAAUAAGGUUAUUUAGCACAAAGUGCAGCUUCAGUGAGAGAGCUGCUUUUGCUCAGUGAACCUGGACUACCACAUUUUACCUUCUUUUGUUCAAUAAAACUUUUAACUGCA
Messenger RNA from Zonotrichia leucophrys gambelii, 3522 nucleotides. It is a transcript of the gene KLHL13, whose product is annotated as kelch like family member 13. Gene Ontology annotation, biological process: protein ubiquitination; regulation of cytokinesis. Gene Ontology annotation, cellular component: Cul3-RING ubiquitin ligase complex. Gene Ontology annotation, molecular function: ubiquitin-protein transferase activity; cullin family protein binding. Bases 505 to 2472 code for a protein of 655 amino acids. The transcript is spliced from 8 exons. The record is from RefSeq and is a predicted model, not a curated record. NCBI's taxonomy places the organism in Eukaryota, Metazoa, Chordata, Aves, Passeriformes, Passerellidae.